Molecule: messenger RNA, 672 nt
Organism: Vanrija pseudolonga
Lineage: Eukaryota; Fungi; Basidiomycota; Tremellomycetes; Trichosporonales; Trichosporonaceae
Gene: Stx6
Product: Syntaxin-6
Exons: 5
Coding region: 1-672 (223 amino acids)
Biological process (GO): Golgi vesicle transport
Cellular component (GO): membrane
Source: RefSeq, a predicted model, not a curated record
AUGGCGACAGAUCCAUACGUAGAUGCCAAAGGAGAGGUUGAGGCUAGCAUCCGCAACGUCAACACACUUCUCAACUCAUAUGCCCGCAUACGGUCAACCUCGACAGACUCAGCCAGCUUGACCGAGACGAUCGAAGAGCUUCAAACCACACUGGGGUUGCUCGAGACCGAUUUGGACGAUUUGGAGGAGUCGGUCAGUGCAGUAGAAGAAAAUGGCGACCGUUGGGGAAUCAGCGACUCUGAGGUCCGACAACGACGAGCCUUCGUCAAUCGCGUGACAACAGAAGUGCAGGUGAGCUGGCUGCCUCCCAUGUUCUGCGCAACGCUAUUAACCACCGGCUAUAGGCACUACAGAGGCGUAAGUCAGGCCGCUGGUAAGGUGACUGAUGGUCAGGUCUUGAUACGCCGGCAAGACGACACCUUGGGGGUGAUCUCUGGUACUCUCAAUACAAUCGCAUCCCAGGCUGGACUCAUCGGACAAGAAGUGGUGGAGCAUAGCGAAAUGUUGGACGACCUGUCCAGCCGCGUAGAUGGCACCCAAUCGAGGUUGUCCAAAGUCACCAAAACGAUGCAGAACUUUAUCACCAAGAACGAAGACACUCGCAGCUCUUGGUGUAUCGGCAUCCUUGUGGUCGUUCUCAUCAUUCUGCUGAUCGCAGUCAUCCUUGUCUGA